CACAGCGCUUGCGUAAUGUCAUAGUUUUCUUCCCUCUGUAAAUCACUCUUCAUAUUCAUAUUUGCUUUUAUAGCGCUGACCAGCGGUUCCAUUUCUCCUUUUUCUCAGCUCCCCAUAAUUUUCUUUGUGAAGCCUUAUUUUAUUUUCUGAUGGCGGUGAAGACUAAUGAAAGUAUUGUGCCAGAGGAAUUGAUGAAAUUGCUUCUAAAUUUAGCUACAAAAUGGGGGGAUGUAUUGGAUCUAAAGACAUUGAAAGUUCACCAUUUGAGUGGUGCCUUGACUAAUGAGGUUUAUCGGAUAAGUUGGCCUACCAAGAACAACGAAAAUGUGUCGAGGAAAGUCUUGGUUCGUAUGUAUGGUGAAGGAGUAGAGCGUUUCUUCAAUAGGGAUGAGGAGAUUAGAACUUUUGAGUGCUUGUCAAAGAAAGGUCAAGGACCUAAACUUCUUGGUCAGUUUCCAAAUGGUAGAGUUGAGGAGUUCAUUCAUUCAAGGACAUUAUCUGCUGAUGAUCUUCGUGAUCCGGAGAUAUCUGCUUCAAUAGCUGCUAAACUGAGGGAGUUUCAUAACCUUGACAUGCCUGGUUUAAAGAAUGCUCAUCUCUGGGAUCGUCUCAGAAACUGGCUAAAUGAGGCAAAGGGGCUGUGCUCUCCUGAACAUCUGAAGGAGUUCUCCUUAGGUAAUCUAGAAAAGGAAAUCAACUUAUUGGAAAAGGAACUGUCAAAAGAGUCUCAAGAGAUUGGCUUUUGCCACAAUGAUAUGCAGUAUGGUAAUAUAAUGAUUGACGAAAAUACGAGGGCCAUUACUAUCAUCGACUACGAGUAUGCUGGUUACAAUCCAAUUACUUAUGACUUUGCAAAUCACUUCUGCGAAAUGACAGCAAAUUAUCAUACUGAUACACCUCAUAUCAUGCAUUUCAAUACUUACCCUGAUAUAGAAGAGCGACAUCGGUUUAUACGUGCAUAUCUCAGCUCUUCAGGCCAUCAACCAAGUGAUGAGAAAGUAAAGAAGCUCGCUGACGAAGCAGAGAAGUAUACGCUUGCAAAUCACUUAUUCUGGGGAUUGUGGGGAGUCAUCUCGGCAUAUGUUAACAAUAUCGAGUUUGAUUACAUGGAGUACGCGAGGGGAAGAUUCGAGCAGUAUUGGUUGAGAAAGCCCGAACUCUUGGGUGCCACAGACAACUUGUCCCAUGUAAAUGGUUCAGCUGAAGCAAAAACAGAUUCUCCACUAUUGGUUGAUGUCAAAACAUGUACAUUAACAGUAUAGAUGUGUGCCUUCAUUGUAAACAGGCCUAUGUCGUAUAAUGAGUGGAGCAUUUAGAAUCUUGGAUGUUUCAUAGAAUAUGUUGAUAGGCUAUUAUUGAGGUAAGUAUCUGUUGUAUUGCCAGUGAGAGUGUUCUCGCAAACUAUAUUGCCCAGUUCAAUAAAUUCAAAUUUUCAUUCUCAA
Molecule: messenger RNA, 1442 nt
Organism: Nicotiana attenuata
Lineage: Eukaryota; Viridiplantae; Streptophyta; Magnoliopsida; Solanales; Solanaceae
Product: probable choline kinase 1
Exons: 8
Coding region: 150-1262 (370 amino acids)
Biological process (GO): phosphatidylcholine biosynthetic process; phosphatidylethanolamine biosynthetic process
Cellular component (GO): cytoplasm
Molecular function (GO): choline kinase activity; ethanolamine kinase activity
Source: RefSeq, a predicted model, not a curated record